Messenger RNA from Pungitius pungitius (ninespine stickleback), 3301 nucleotides. RefSeq names its product phosphodiesterase 5A, cGMP-specific, a (gene pde5aa). NCBI's taxonomy places the organism in Eukaryota, Metazoa, Chordata, Actinopteri, Perciformes, Gasterosteidae. The coding region runs from base 17 to 2833 and encodes 938 amino acids. The record is from RefSeq and is a predicted model, not a curated record. Gene Ontology annotation, molecular function: 3',5'-cyclic-GMP phosphodiesterase activity; protein binding. Gene Ontology annotation, biological process: signal transduction. The transcript is spliced from 20 exons.
CUACUUGAGCGAGGGUAUGCCCUGCCUUCACUCCGACGCGCAGGAGUCCAUGGAGCCCGACGGAGCGACGCCCGGGGCGGCUUCUCCGGCCACCGCGAGGUCCUUCCGCGGGGAAACGGUGAGCGAGCCGCCGAUGAUCCGGGGAACGGGCUGGUUCUUCUCGCCGCAGUGGGACCCCCGCUCGAAGAAGCGCGGAGAGAGAUUUGGAGACGGUCUGAGAAGCGACCAGGUGGAGGCAUGGCUGGAUGACCACUCCGACUUCACCAGGGACUACUUUUUCCGCAGAACUUCCGCGGUCCGUGGGGCCCAGUCUCCGCUGCCCAGGCUUCCCAGGAGCAGCUCGGACCACACCGACAUGCUCAGGCCGGUUCCUCAUCGCAGAUCUUCCUCUCCCCCGAUGGACUCGCACUUGAACAUUUCCUCCCUGAUGGACCGGCUCAAGCCCCUCGCCUCCAACCCCGACUGGGAGGAUCCCUUCAGCCCGGACCUACUGGGCUGUCACUCCCCUUUCUCCACCCGUUCGUCCCGCUUCUCCUUUUCCCCCUGCCGUCCUCUUUCUCCCAUUUGCUCCCCCGACUUACCCCACUCGCCUCACCCGCCGCCUCCCCCGGCCGAAAGCGCCGCGGCAUGUGGCCACGGCGACUGUUGCCCCUGGGCCACGGAGCUCCUGAGAGGGGGUCUUGGUCGGAUGGGCUCUGUGGCGGAGCUCUGCCGGGGGGCUGCCCUGCACUCUGGGGAGCUGCUGAUGGCCGAGUGCUGCUCCCUCUCGCUGGUGAGGAAAGACUGCGGUGGAAAGAACACCCUGGAGGAGGUGGUCGCCCCGACAGCGCUGGGGUUGCGGAGCGAGGUCGACCUCUGCAGCCGCGCCCACCCAAUUCUGAUGAAGGGGAUCAUGGGGUGUGUGCUGUCCACGGGGUCACCCAUCAACCUGAGGGAUGCGUCAGUGGACCCCAGAUUUGACCUUGAUGACGAUGAGUCGUCACACAUCAGGAACGUUUUGUGUGUUCCAAUCAAGAACCACACCAGAGAGGUGGUAGGUGUGGUGUUAAUGAUCAACAAGAGAAAAGGCUGCGAUGGAUCGGUUUCCAGUUUUACCGACAUGGAUGAAAAGGUGCUGCUGAAUCACGUGGAUGUGUUGGGGAUGGUCCUGGAUAAUGUGCAGCUGUAUGAAAGCUCCAGACAGGAGGCCAAACGCAGUCAGGCCUUGUUAGAGAUGGCACAGGUAUUGUCAAAGGAGCACCUUUCCUUUGAAGUUCUGCUGAGUAAGAUGGCUGCCACCAUCAUGCCCUUCACACAUGCUCAGUACUGCACUAUCUUCAUCCCCAGCGAGCAGACCCCAGCUGUGGAAGACGAGCCGGAGUUCUCCAGAGUGAUCCACCUGGAGUGUGAGGAGCUCGGAUCGACCUGCCAGAUCUACAGAAGGGAGCGGGACUUUGGAGAUUUAGACCCAUCCAAUGCUUUAAAAACUCUGGUGUGCAAGAAAACGCUCAACAUGUCGGACGGUUCGGAGGGGUCGAGGAACAGCGUCAUCUGCUGCCCCGUCAGAAACGAGAUGUCCGAGAAUGUCAUCGCGGUGUGCCAGCUCACUAACAAGAGGACCAGGGACUCCGAUGAGGUAGAGGCCUUCAACAGGUAUGACCAGCGCCUGCUGGAGGACCUGGCGCUGUACUGCGGCCUGGCCCUGCAGUACGCUCAGGCCGUGCAGAUCACCGAGGAGCGGAGGGCCAGUAUAGAAGUCACGCAGGAGGUUCUGGCCUACCACAUCACCGCGGCGGAGGAGGAAAUCCAAGCCCUGCAGGAAGCUGCGAUUCCCACUGUGGAAUCCCUGCAACUCCUCGACUUCCGCUUCUCUGAUUUGGGUCUGCCAGAGGAGGCGACCUCCCAGGCCACCGUUCGCAUGUUCCUGGACCUCAAUUUGGUGCAGGAUUUUAACAUUGAUUACAAGAGUCUCUGCCAGUGGGUGCUGACUGUGAGACGCGGUUACAGGAACAACGUGCCUUAUCACAACUGGAACCACGCACUGAGCACCGCUCAAAGCAUGUUCGCCAUGCUCAUGGCCACAGAGCGCCUCCAGACCAUCUUUUCCCGCCUGGAGAUCUUGGCGCUGAUGAUAGCCACUCUGAGUCACGACCUCGACCACAGAGGAUACAGUAACUCGUACAUAGAAAGGAGCCAACAGCCUUUAGCUCAGCUGUACGGACACUCGUCUCUUGAAAGGCACCACUACAACCUGUGCCUCUUCAUCCUGAACAACACAGGGAGUCAGAUCCUCAGCGGUCUCUCUGCUGAAGACCACAGGGCCGUCCUACACAUGAUCAAAAGGGCAAUCCUCGCAACUGACCUGACCGUCUACAUGGAGAGAAGGAAGGAGUUCUUUUCUCUCACCAAGAAGAGUAGAGUCAGCUGGAAAAGUGAGAAAAAACGAGAUUUACUAAGGUCAAUGUUGAUGACAGCCAGCGACCUCUCUGCCAUCACGAAGCCUUGGCCUGAACAAAAAAGGAUCGCCAACCUGGUUACCAUGGAGUUCUUUGCACAAGGGGACAAAGAAAAAAAGGAGUUCAAAAUCAAUCCCAUUGACAUAAUGGACAGGGAGAAAAGCACUCGACUGCCAUACAUGCAGGUGGAAUAUAUCAACGACAUCUGCUAUCCACUCUACAAGGCUGUUUCAAGGCUGUUUGACACCUGCUCCCCACUGCUGAGAGGCUGUAGGAAGAACAGGGAAAACUGGAUUCACUUUGCUGAGAGUGCAAAGGGAAAGGACUGUAACAAUAGCUGUUGUAUCACCCUGGAAGCGCAUCAAAACCAGGAUGAGGAGACGCAGCCGGAGGAAUAGGGGACUGUGCACAUGAUGAACCCACCUGUUUGUUACUCCAUUUUCUCUUGGACACAUAUUGACUAAAUACCUGCAUAGUGCCCAGACAUCAGCACUUUGUCUACUUAAGUGCACAAUGCUGCAGUUAUUUACCAAUAUGUCCGCAAGCAUAACUAAUGACCUGUCAGUAGUCACAUUCCUCACAUAAGUAACAUUGAUGUGUUUCAACAUGUUCUUUGGGAUGAAGGAUUUCCAUUGUACAUUUUCACAUAAUUACAGUAUCCAUCAUCUUUCUGCAGAGUCUUUUGGCUCAUUUGGCAUUAAAAUCUGUGGCUGCGGUGAUCCUAAACGGUGCUUUUGACACCCUGCAGGCAAAGUAAAACAAUAUCGAUGAUGAUAAUAAUCUUUUAAAAUAAAAAGGGCAGGGGGGGUGUCCACUGCUGCUGUGGUGCGGGAAAGUGAUCCACAUUGUCGAGAAGUUCUUGUAAG